CGUCAUUCCACUUCUCCAAUUAGGGUUGGAUUUUUCUCGGUGCCCGUGCCUCUCUCUCUUCUUUCUCUCUCUAUGAUCCCUCUGCUCAGUUCGCCAUUUCCCCCCUUUGCCUACCUGCUUUCUGGGGUUUCUCCGUCUCUCUCUAUGUCUUACUCCCAGAAUUAAACUACUUCUCCUUGUGAUUAACAAGAUCAUGUGACCAUUCUGCGAAAUUCUGCUUCCCAACAUUCAUUCAUCUUUAGUCGCGAAACAAUCUUUUUCCUUUCCCGCUUUGAAAGAGUAAACAGCGAUCACAAAAAGGAAGCCAUGGAAUCUAGCCAAAAGGUAAAGAGGAAGGAGAAUUAGUUUAUUGAGAGAUGGGAUCAGUCUUCCGUUGCAAUUCACAAGUAUUUCAAGAAGAGGGUUCGUCGACGAUCGGAGCGGAGAUCGAGAAAUACUGCUCCGACUGCAGAACUACCACCACGCCGCUGUGGAGGAGCGGCCCUUCAGGCCCUAAGUCUCUGUGUAAUGCUUGCGGGAUCAGACACAGAAAGAAGCGGGUGGUGGCGGUGGCGGUGGCGAAGAACGAUGUGAGGAAGGGGAAAAUAGGGAAAACGAGGAACUUGAUGCCUCUGGGGAAGGAAGUAGAGGUGGCGGAGGGGCGGAGGUCGACGGCGGCGGCGAAGAGGCUGAGGAGGCCGAAAGAGUGGGGUGAAGUUGAGAGGGCUGCCCUGCUUCUGAUGGCUCUGUCUUGUGGUGCUGUUUUUGCCUAGAUUGGUGUGAGAAAGAGUAGCUAUUUUCUUCAUGGUUUUACUAGGGUUGUAGAUUGAAGAAAGGGGGUUAGGAGUUAGUGGUUUCAUUUUCCUUUGUUUUGUUGGGCUUGGGGUGUUAGAAUUGAAAAAAAAAAGCAAGUGUAAAUAUCGAUGGAAAUCAUCAAUGAAGUGUUUUUCUUUUCAA
Salvia hispanica is the source of this 936-nucleotide messenger RNA. RefSeq names its product GATA transcription factor 15. Gene Ontology annotation, biological process: regulation of DNA-templated transcription. NCBI's taxonomy places the organism in Eukaryota, Viridiplantae, Streptophyta, Magnoliopsida, Lamiales, Lamiaceae. Gene Ontology annotation, molecular function: zinc ion binding; sequence-specific DNA binding. The record is from RefSeq and is a predicted model, not a curated record.